UGCCAUGGCGGCGGCGGGCCCGGAGCGGCCGGGGUCCGCGGCGCUCGCCCUGCUCGGGCCGGCGCCCGGCGCGCCCUGCUGCCCUCACGGUCCUGCACUUCUGUUUGUGAAGACCGGCCAAGGCAAAGAGGAUGGAAGAAGAUUCUAUGCUUGUUCGGCUUGUAGGGAUAGAAAGGACUGUAACUUUUUUCAGUGGGAAGAUGAGAAGGUGUCAGAAACUAGGCUUGCAGCACGUGAAGAAUAUAAUAGAAGUCAUCAGCCUUUAUUUACACACAGACAGAAUGUGGACAGGUACAAAAAUUUUGUGUUGUUGCCAUUAUCAAAGAGGAGGUUUUGCCAGGAAUGCCAGCAAUUGCUAUUGCCAGCAGAAUGGAAAAAACACUCAGAUCACCAGUUCCUCUGUGAAAUCACCACUGCUCAGCUGAAAAGUCCAAGUCAACUUCUCUAUCCACUGGAGAAUAAAAAAACAAAUGCACAGUAUUUAUUUGCAGACAGAAGUUGCCAGUUCCUGCUGAAUCUCCUUAUAGAUUUAGGAUUCAGACGAGUCCUCUCUGUUGGAACACCCAGGCUUCAUGAAAUGAUCCAGUCAAAAGCAUCACAUGAAGAAGGAUUCAAUGUUAGAAGCCUUCUGCUAGAUAUUGAUUUCAGGUAUUCACAAUUUUACACAGAGGAUGAGUUUUGCCACUACAACAUGUUUAAUCAUCAUUUUUUUGGUGGAGAGGCUGCACGUGAAACUUGCAGGAAAUUCUUGUGUGAAGAGCAUGGUGAAAGAGUCAUUAUGGUAACUGAUCCCCCAUUUGGAGGUUUAGUGGAAGCACUGGCUUCUAGUUUUAAAAAACUGAUGGCAAUGUGGAGGGAGACAGAAAAAGAAGUUUUUUCAUUACUAGGUCAUGACAAUAGAGAGAUGCCCAUGUUCUGGAUAUUUCCAUACUUCUUUGAGUCCCGCAUUCUUGACUUUUUCCCAAGCUUCAGUAUGAUGGAUUACCAGGUAGACUAUGAUAAUCAUGCACUGUAUAAACAUGGCAAGACAGGUCGUAGACAGUCUCCUGUCCGUAUUUUCACGAACCUUACCCCAAGUAUGAUUGUGCUUCCUGAAGAAGAGGGAUAUAGGUUUUGCACUGUAUGUCAGCGAUAUGUUAGUUCUGGUAACCAGCACUGUGAGAUAUGCAAUUCAUGUACAUCAAAAGAUGGCAGACGAUGGAAACAUUGUGCUCUUUGCAAAAAAUGUGUAAAGCCCUCUUGGUUUCACUGUAACAAUUGCAGCUGCUGCACUCUUCAGAAGCACAGCUGUGAGAAGACUGACACUGGCUGUUUCGUUUGUGGCAAGGCAGGUCACAAGCGCAGUGCCUGUCCCAAUCUCUCCCGCAGCAGAGCAGCUUGUCAACCUGACAAAAAGAAAGGGCAGAAAACUCGAAAGAGAAGAAAAAUGGGGAUCUGUAAAAGAUUAGCUAUGAAACAUGCCAUGUUCCCCAAGAGGAAAGUAAAGAAUAAGAAAAAAAAAAAGACAUGACCUUUCUUGCUGCUAUAUAGUUGCUAAUUUAUUUUUUUAUUGUCAGCCUUUUGUUCCAUUUUCUAAAAAUGUAAGUGCUAACAUUCAGAAUAAAACCUGAUUGAAUUAA
Haemorhous mexicanus (house finch) is the source of this 1619-nucleotide messenger RNA. RefSeq names its product zinc finger CCHC-type containing 4 (gene ZCCHC4). The record is from RefSeq and is a predicted model, not a curated record. The transcript is spliced from 13 exons. Lineage: Eukaryota; Metazoa; Chordata; Aves; Passeriformes; Fringillidae. The coding region runs from base 5 to 1510 and encodes 501 amino acids. Gene Ontology annotation, molecular function: rRNA (adenine-N6-)-methyltransferase activity; zinc ion binding; nucleic acid binding. Gene Ontology annotation, biological process: rRNA methylation. Gene Ontology annotation, cellular component: nucleolus; cytoplasm.